Nannospalax galili (Upper Galilee mountains blind mole rat) is the source of this 3426-nucleotide messenger RNA. It is a transcript of the gene Flcn, whose product is annotated as folliculin. The record is from RefSeq and is a predicted model, not a curated record. NCBI's taxonomy places the organism in Eukaryota, Metazoa, Chordata, Mammalia, Rodentia, Spalacidae. Gene Ontology annotation, biological process: positive regulation of GTPase activity; positive regulation of transforming growth factor beta receptor signaling pathway; negative regulation of transcription by RNA polymerase II. Bases 623 to 2362 code for a protein of 579 amino acids. The transcript has 13 exons. Gene Ontology annotation, molecular function: GTPase activator activity. Gene Ontology annotation, cellular component: cytosol.
CAGGAGAGAAUCCAGGAGAACCGAGAGCAUUCGAGGAGGUUCCCCUGCUCCCUUCCUCCUCUGAGACAGCCAGGUCGUGGUCCGGACUCUCCCCCGCUAGGGAAAUAGUUUUGCCGCCGCUCCUCCCGAUGGUUUCCCCCGGCGGCCGGAACCAUCUGCACUCCCGCGUGGGGAGUGAGCGGCCUCCGACGCGCCUGCGGCCACGGGGUUGGGCCUCGUGGUUAGUGGAGCGGCGCGUCCCGGCCGUCCUCCUGGGGACUCGGCGCCGCUGGCCUCGCGGCCGGCCGGGCCUUCGCUGCCCGCCUUCGCUCCCCCGCGGCUUGCCGCGGAUGGUUCCGUCCUGCGGGGUCACGCGCCUUGGUUCUGUGCUGGGCGGCGUAGCGGUGAGCUGAGGGAGAGGGGCCGCAGCGACGACCCGGGAGCCGGUGACCCUGGAUCCGGGCAGCCCCGCGUCCGCAGAGCCCACGUGGCAGGCGGGCUGCAGAGCUGGUAAACAUCAGAUCUUUGAGUGUGAUUGCAGUUGCCAUACUCUUGGUAUCCAAUGGGAUUUUGCAUGUUCUGGUCCAGGUGGAAUGGUGGAGGUGUGAUCUGUUAAGCAUAAGGCCUCUUGUCUGCAAGCACCAUGAAUGCCAUCGUUGCCCUCUGUCACUUCUGUGAGCUCCAUGGUCCCCGCACUCUCUUCUGCACAGAAGUUCUGCAUGCUCCUCUGCCCCAGGGUGCUGGAAAUGGGGAUAGUCCUGGCCAGGGUGAGCAGGCUGAGGAGGAAGAGGGUGGCAUCCAGAUGAGCAGCCGGGUCCGUGCCCACAGUCCAGCUGAGGGCGCCAGUGCUGAGUCCAGCAGCCCGGGGCCCAAGAAAUCGGACAUGUGUGAGGGCUGCCGAUCACUUGCUGCAGGGCACCCAGGCUAUAUUAGCUAUGAUAAAGAGACCUCGAUUAAGUACGUCAGUCACCAGCACCCCAACCAUCCUCAGCUCUUCAGCAUUGUCCGCCAAGCCUGUGUCCGGAGCCUGAGCUGUGAGGUGUGUCCUGGUCGUGAAGGCCCUAUCUUCUUUGGGGAUGAGCAGCAUGGCUUUGUAUUCAGCCACACCUUCUUUAUCAAAGACAGCCUGGCCAGGGGCUUCCAGCGCUGGUAUAGCAUCAUCGCCAUCAUGAUGGACCGCAUCUACCUCAUCAACUCCUGGCCCUUCCUACUGGGAAAGAUCCGUGGGAUCAUUGAUGAGCUCCAGGGCAAGGCCCUCAAGGUGUUUGAGGCAGAGCAGUUUGGAUGUCCACAGCGUGCCCAGAGGAUGAACACAGCCUUCACACCCUUCCUGCACCAGAGGAAUGGCAAUGCUGCCCGCUCUCUUACCUCCUUGACCAGUGAUGACAACUUAUGGGCAUGUCUGCACACCUCUUUUGCCUGGCUCCUAAAGGCAUGUGGUAGCCGGCUGACAGAGAAGCUCUUGGAGGGUGCCCCCACUGAGGACACCCUGGUCCAGAUGGAGAAGCUUGCUGACUUAGAGGAAGAAUCUGAAAGCUGGGACAACUCUGAGGCUGAGGAGGAAGAGAAAAACCCUGUGUUGCCAGAGGGUGCAGAAGGGCGGGAGCUAACCAAAUGCCCAACAGACUCAUCCUUUCUCUCAGACUGUGGAAGCUGGCAGCCCCGAAAGCUUUCGGUCUUCAAGUCCCUUCGGCACAUGAGGCAGGUCCUGGGUGCUACAUCUUUUCGCAUGUUGGCCUGGCAUGUCCUCAUGGGAAACCAGGUGAUCUGGAAAAGCAGAGACGUGAAUCUUGUCCAGUCAGCAUUUGAAGUCCUCCGGACCAUGCUGCCUGUGGGCUGUGUCCGCAUCAUCCCUUAUAGUAGCCAGUACGAGGAGGCCUAUCGCUGCAACUUCCUAGGGCUCAGCCCUCCUGUGCCAAUCCCUGCCCAUGUGCUGGCCUCAGAAUUUGUAGUCAUUGUAGAGGUCCACCCAGCCAUGCGCUCUAACCUCCUCCCAGUUGGGUGUGAGGAUGACCAGUCUCUCAGCAAGUACGAGUUUGUGGUGACCAGUGGGAGCCCUGUGGCUGCAGACCGAGUUGGGCCCACCAUCCUGAAUAAGAUUGAAGCAGCUCUGAUGAACCAGAACCUGUCUGUAGAUGUGGUAGAUCAGUGCCUCGUCUGCCUCAAGGAAGAGUGGAUGAACAAAGUGAAGGUCCUCUUUAAGUUCACCAAGGUUGACAGUCGCCCCAAGGAGGACACGCAGAAGCUCCUGAGUGUCCUCGGUGCAUCAGAAGAGGACAAUGUCAAGCUGCUGAAGUUCUGGAUGACGGGCCUGAGCAAAACCUACAAGUCACACCUCAUGUCCACAGUCCGCAGCCCCACGGCCUCAGAGUCUCGUAAUUGACUCUGAGAGCACCUUCUGGAACAUGGUGUGUGGUGCACAGUCAUUGCAGAUCUGUGAGAAGGACUGCUAUUGAGAUUCUGACUGCUGGGAUGAGCUGUGUCCUAGGAAUGAAGGCUGCGGGGCUGGGCUCUUCUUCCUUGUCGGGCUCUGUGGCAUCUCAAAGCUGUUGAAAGGUGGCAGAGACAGAGACAAGUGUUCCCUCUGUACCAUACUGCCCUGUCAAGGGACUGUCAGAACUUGCUUUUGCCUCUUGAAGACAAAGGCUUGGAACUGACAGGGUCAGGCCAGUCUUGACUGCAGCAGUGUGCCGUCUCAGGGCUAACAGCCAACCUUUCCACCAUGAAGGUCUGCAAGUGUCCUGGACCAGCUGUGUUUCUGUCUUCAUGAACUCCUAAGCCAUGCGCCCACCCAUGGUCUCUGCUCAUCUGUUUUUGAGUUAGGGCUCUGUAAAGGCUCUUGGGGGUGAAGUGGCAGUUUUCCUUGACUUUGAGUCCUCUGAAGUUCAUAUUCUGAGGUGGUAUUGCUUGUCCAGUGGUCAUUGUCUCCAGGGGCUGACCGUGAGGUUAACCCUCAGCUGUAUGGUGGCGCUUCUGGUCCCUAAGAAAGACCAGGCUUUGCUAGAGCAUCUCUUCUGUUAUGUUUCCACUUGCCAACUUGUGGAGGCAGUGAAACAAAACCCAUGACAUUUUUUGAGACAAGAUCUUAUUCUGUAGCUUAGGCUGGCUAUAGAAUACCUACACUUUAACCUUGUGGCCCAGGCUGGUCUCAGACUUGAAAUGAUCUUCCUGCCUCAGCUUCCCAAGUGCUGGGAUGACAGGCCUGAGCCCUGAUACCCAGCCCCCAACCAUGACUAUAUGUUGCCUUCUUCUCUAUUGCUGCUUUCAGCAUUAACCUGUGGCCACAGAGUGUGACAGUCUGAGACAGAUCCAUCACCCCACCAUACAGUUUUAAUAAAUAUUUUUGUUCCUUUAAUUUAUAUUUAACAUGAAGACCAAGCUUAUGUGUCUUGGUUCUGUUCAUGCAAGAACAUUGAAACAUAAUAAAUCGGUAUUUUUAUAAAUCGA